AUGCCCGCCUCAAAUUUCAGUCGGUCGACGAGGAGGUCAACCGCUGUUUCCCGAAAACAAUCAACAGCGACUCUGAAUUCUCGCGCCUCCGUCGCAUCACGCGUCUCAUUUGCCGUUGUCGAGUAUGUUGAUACUCCGGAUAAUGCACUACGGACGCAAAUAUGCGCGAUAUUUCGCGAUGCGCAGCGUACAACUGCAACACAUCGGAAACUUGCUGUGAACCUUCGCAAGAUUCAUGAAUCUUGCUGCUACGAACCAGCCAAGCCUUCAAAUGCGCCUUCAAAUGACUUUGACGAGGUGGCUUUCAACAAAGAAUUUGUUCGCUGUGUCUUGAGGAUUAUGCCAGUAAAGAAAUCCGAAAAUGUUGGAGAGAAGUGCGUCAGAUUUGUCGCUUUCUAUCUACGACAUUCCAACGAAAAAGACAACGAGAUCUUGGGUGACGUUGAAGGAGACACCAGUUUAAUGCCGGAAACGCCAAGUACAAGACUCACAUCAAAAGUUCUUGAAGAAGUCUUGCCAUUGAUGACAGCCAAGGAUAAAUUUGUCCGAUAUCGAUCAACACAACUCAUCUCACAAAUUAUCAACUCGUUAGAUGCUAUCGAUGACGACCUAUUCCAGAAGCUACGCCAUGGCUUACUCAAACGAAUCCGCGACAAAGAGGCCAUGGUGCGUUCCCAAGCCGUGCUUGGGCUAGGCCGUCUUGCUGGCAACCAAGCCGAAGGCUGCACCAACUCGGAAGACAGCGACAACGACCAGGGGACAGAUUUGCUGGGCAAGCUCCUCGAGGUCAUGCAAAACGACCCUAGCGCUGAUGUACGACGAUCCUUGCUUGUGAACCUUCCAAUUCUUCCCAAUACUCUUCCGUUUUUGCUUGAGAGGGCCCGAGAUCAAGAUGCUGCCACCAGAAGGGCAGUCUACUCCCGUCUUUUGCCAGCGCUAGGCGAUUUUCGACAUCUGUCGCUCUCCAUGAGGGAAAAACUCCUUCGAUGGGGUAUCCGGGAUCGAGAUGAUAACGUUCGUAAAGCCACCGGUCGGCUCUUCAGGGAACGAUGGAUCGGGGACUGCGCGGGCACUUCGCAACAAGAUGACGGCACUUCGGGAGAAGCCACUCCUGUUAGCUUUGAUGGUUUGUUAGAAUUGCUCGAGCGGAUUGAUGUGAUCAAUUCUGGGGUCGAGAAUGGUGUGGCCCUUGGGGCCAUGAAGGGAUUUUGGGAGGGUCGUCCAGACUAUCGAGAGGCAGUCACCUUUGGCGAUAACUUCUGGGAAACACUUUCGGCUGAGUCUGUUUUCAUGGCCAGGAGCUUUAAUGACUUCUGCCGUAGUGAGGGUGGUGGACGAUACGAGUCACUGGUCGAAGAGAAGCUGCCUGAAGUGACCAAACUCGCAUUCUACAUUGAACGGUACAUGCAGGUUCUCGUUGAAGCGCUUAAGAGGGCGAACCAGCCUGGUACAGAUGAAGAGGAGGAGGGGGAUACCGUCGAACAGGAGUUUAUCAUCGAGCAAAUGCUUCAUAUCGCCCUGACUCUCGAUUACUCAGAUGAAGUGGGCCGAAGAAAGAUGUUUACGCUGCUGCGACAGUCGUUAUCAAUUCCGGAGCUCCCAGAUGAAAUCACCAAGCUCACGGUUGAAGUGCUGCAUUAUAUCUGUGCUCCGGAUGCAGCUGGCGAGCGUGAGUUCUGCAGUAUUGUCCUCGAGUCUGUUGCAGAUGUUCACGACACUAUUGUCGAUGAUCCCCUUGCAGAUGAAGGCGACGACAGUUUCCACUCUGCAAGGUCAGAAGUGAGCCGUGGUAGCAGCACACCUACCCGUGAAAAGAAGAGAGGCAAUGAGUCCGAGUUAAGUGAAGAAGAGGCUCGAGAGAAGGCGGUUAGGGAGAUUGUCGUCAACAUGAAGUGCCUCCACAUCGUUCAGUGCAUGCUGACCCAUGUGGCCGGUAAUUUAAAGGACAACGCCGAUCUGGUCUCGAUGCUGAACAAUCUCGUGGUGCCGGCUGUGCGAAGUCAUGAAGCGCCUGUGCGAGAGAGAGGUUUGGUAUGCUUGGGCUUGUGCGCGCUGCUGGAUAGAUCCCUGGCUGAAGAGAACCUCGGAUUGUUCAUUCACUUCUUCAAUAAGGGGCAUCCAGCCUUGCAAAUCACGGCUUUGCACAUAUUGACAGACAUUUUGAACGUUCACGGUGCUCAGCUGCUAUCAUCCACCCACGGCCUAUUGAAGGUCUACGUCAAAGCCGUCAAAGGAGGCGCCAAGGCACCAGAAGUCCAAGCUGCGGCAACUGUGGCCGCGUCCAAGUUAUUGCUCGGUAGAGUUGUGAGCGAGCAAGAUGCCUGCGAGGAGCUUUUGAAGGCACUUGUUAUUGCGUACUUCGACCCCUCUUCUGCGACCAACCAGCCUGUCAGGCAGGCAUUGAACUAUUUCCUCCCGGUAUUCUGCUAUUCGCGUACUGCCAAUCAGGAUCUGAUGCAAGCAAUUUCGUUGCAGGCCUUACACUCUCUCCUGAACUUGCGUGAAGGCCUGGAGGAUGACGACGUUGAUAUAGGAGAAGACAUGGUUAGCAUGACCACUAUCGGUGCCUGUCUGGUAGACUGGACAGACCCAAGAAAAUGUUACACUCCUGGGGCCGCCCUGGAUGUGGAAAAGAAGACUGUCAACGGCGAUGUCCACCUCCGAAUGGGCCAGGCCAUCAUGGAAAAACUGCGAAGCAAUGUGAACAAAGAAGAAAAGAAGCUAGUAGCUGGCCUUCUAAGUAAACUGUAUAUCUCGCCAGGAUCGUCAGAGGCCCUGAUCCGAGAUUUAUAUGCCGAUGUAAGUGAUGCUGUUGAGGACGGGUUGCUUAGCGAUGCAGCAAGCCGUAACUCGUUGUACAAGAUCCACGUUGGCUUGGGCAAAAUUGUCAAUACACUUGACGAGCAGCAACCAUCGAACAGGCGUACGAGUCGCAGUGUGUCCGUGGCGGCCAUGGAUAGACAGCCAAUAGAAGACAGGACAAUUUUAGAGGAGCCCAAGAUAAAGGAGGAAGAGUUGGCUGAUUAUGAUGGUGCCGUCGUUGUGCUGAAGAAGGAUGACAAGGAAUCAGGGGCGGGUGACGCUUCAUUCCACGAGGAAUGCACCAAGACGGAGAGUGCUUGA
This is a messenger RNA of Metarhizium album ARSEF 1941, 3123 nucleotides long. RefSeq names its product Armadillo-type fold protein. The record is from RefSeq and is a predicted model, not a curated record. Lineage: Eukaryota; Fungi; Ascomycota; Sordariomycetes; Hypocreales; Clavicipitaceae. Gene Ontology annotation, biological process: mitotic chromosome condensation. The transcript is spliced from 2 exons. Gene Ontology annotation, cellular component: condensin complex; condensed chromosome. Bases 1 to 3123 code for a protein of 1040 amino acids.